GAGGAAGCUGUCGAGAAAUUGGCCAAGGCGAAGGAUGGCGAGGUCAGUGAAGAGGAAGCGGCGCAGAUCGAGCACCCAGAUGAGGAGCACUCAUCAGAUAGUGAUGCCGGCAUCGGAGUGAAGCGGGUUGCUGAACCAGAGCCGAAGAGGCGUCGACGGGCCAAAGGCUCUGAGAAGCCUGAGAAGCCUGAGAAGCCUGGAGUUCCUCAGGAAGCGCAGCCCAAAUCAGCAGCGUCAGGUGCAAAGCGCAAGGCGUCUCAGAAGGCGGAUGAAUUGUCAAAUGGCUUGAAGGGAGCCGAGGCCUGCAUUUCUGCUUUGGAUACUUUCCAUCCUAUGAAUUUCUGGCAAGGGAGUCUCAAGCGCAAGGACAUUGACAAGCGCUUGGCAUUGGCGUACCAAACGCAAAGUUCUUUGGAAGAAUUUGUGGAGACGAACGCUGAUGCCCAAAAGCUUUGUGAGUCAUUGAUGGUCAAAUCCCAGCAAGUCACAGAUUGGCUUGAUGCCCUCAUCCCUUUGUGGAAUCAAGACAUGAGGCUGACGCGUGCCAGGAACAUGGACAAGGAGGACAUGACCAAGCUGAUCAAA
Messenger RNA from Durusdinium trenchii, 585 nucleotides. The record is from the annotation of a GenBank genome assembly. Lineage: Eukaryota; Dinophyceae; Suessiales; Symbiodiniaceae.